GCCGCCUUCUCAGCUCCCGUUAUUUGCAUUACUGCGCUGUUUAGACUAUAUUCCCACGCUUUGACUUGGACAAACUGAGGAUGUCGGGAAGCUCCGGGAACGGGAAGUUGCGUCAGUGGCUGAUCGAGCAGGUGGACACUGGGAAAUAUCCCGGCUUAGUUUGGGAGGAUCGAGAGCGGACCGUCUUCCGCAUCCCGUGGAAACACGCAGGGAAGCAGGACUACAACAGAGACGAGGACGCCGCGCUCUUCAAGGCCUGGGCUCUGUUUAAGGGCAAGUAUCGCGAGGGAAUAGAUAAACCGGAUCCUCCCACCUGGAAAACCCGGCUCAGGUGCGCCUUGAACAAGAGCAGCGACUUCGAGGAGCUCGUGGGCCGAAGCCAGCUGGACGUAUCAGAACCGUUUAAAGUUUACCGCGUUAUUCCUGAGGGAUCCAAAAGAGCACCAAAAUCAUAUGAAAAAGUUUCCACAAGCUUGGGUCACCAUAACUACCCGUUUUAUCCUCCAUAUGAACCCGUGGAGGGUCAGGUGUGUAACUUCCUGUCUGCCGCUGACAGGAGCUCGAGGGACUUCCUGUGUGAGCAGAACUCACUGUCCGAUGUCCACUUCAGCCAGAACUUACGCUGGGAUGCUGGGUACCAGAUAAGUGGCUCUUUCUACAGCUGUAACACGUUUGACUCGCCUCCCUCUCCGUUCACCCUGGACGCCAGCAUGAGAUCAGCCGAGGCCAUGGCACUGUCAGACGCCCGUCUGCAGGUGACGGUGUUCAGCGGUGAGACUCUGGUCGCGGAUGUCACCGUCAUGAGCGCCGAGGGCUGUCGACUGGCUCCACAUGACGACAACUGGACCUUCAGCGGCCCGGGUGGCCCGGAGCUGUCUCCCCCACAAUACCCACCCACUGGAAUGCUCUUUCCACAGAGCGGAAAAACACGAUUGGUUUAUAAUGCAUUAAUUCCUGCAGAGCUCCAGGGUUAUUUCCUGCACGCUCGUCCUCCUCCGCGUUUCCACGUGCAGCUGUUUUUUGAGUGCUGUGACCCUUCUGCAGACAACAGACCCCUGACGGUCCAGGUGGAGCCACUGUUCGUCCGUCAGCUGCUGCUCCUCCUCCAGCAGGGCGGUGUGAACUACAUGAGGAGCACCCAUGAACUUUGUCCUCUGACCCCUGAGCCGGUUUACCCCGCCCACCAAGAUAAUCCUGUCAUCAGCGGACACCAAACGCUCGGCAACUUCAUACAAGAGUGACCCCAAAACAGUUACAAGACAUUAAGACACCAAUCUUUAAUAUAUAGUUAAUAAUAUUAAUA
This is a messenger RNA of Sinocyclocheilus rhinocerous, 1303 nucleotides long. RefSeq names its product interferon regulatory factor 4-like. Gene Ontology annotation, cellular component: nucleus. The transcript has 8 exons. The coding region runs from base 81 to 1241 and encodes 386 amino acids. The record is from RefSeq and is a predicted model, not a curated record. Gene Ontology annotation, biological process: immune system process; regulation of transcription by RNA polymerase II. Lineage: Eukaryota; Metazoa; Chordata; Actinopteri; Cypriniformes; Cyprinidae. Gene Ontology annotation, molecular function: RNA polymerase II cis-regulatory region sequence-specific DNA binding; protein binding; DNA-binding transcription factor activity, RNA polymerase II-specific.